Poecilia reticulata (guppy) is the source of this 3006-nucleotide messenger RNA. It is a transcript of the gene slc15a1a, whose product is annotated as solute carrier family 15 member 1a. Gene Ontology annotation, cellular component: membrane. The record is from RefSeq and is a predicted model, not a curated record. Lineage: Eukaryota; Metazoa; Chordata; Actinopteri; Cyprinodontiformes; Poeciliidae. Gene Ontology annotation, molecular function: transmembrane transporter activity. Gene Ontology annotation, biological process: transmembrane transport; oligopeptide transport.
UUGUGGGCUUGUGGAACAAAUCUCAAAGGAAUACCAAGGCACAAGAGAAAGCAAGCAGCAGCCUCAUUUAAACAUGACUGGAAAAGAUGACGUCAAAAAGGAAAGCAAGGGCAGAGGAAAGUGUAAAACAGUGUUUGGCUACCCCAUCAGCAUCUUUUUCAUUAUAGUAAAUGAGUUCUGUGAGAGGUUCUCCUACUAUGGAAUGCGAGCUGUGCUGGUGCUGUACUUCAAGUACUUUUUGCGAUGGGACGAUGACUUGGCCAUCUCCAUCUACCACACCUUUGUUGCUUUCUGCUACCUAACCCCCAUUCUUGGGGCCGUUAUAGCCGACUCCUGGCUUGGGAAGUUCAAGACGAUCAUCUACCUGUCGAUCGUUUACGCGAUCGGUCAGGUGGCGAUGGCCGUCAGCGCGAUCCAUGACAUCACUGACUCAGACAGAGACGGGUCUCCGGACAAUCUCACCUUUCACGUCGUGCUCUCCAUGAUGGGUCUCCUGCUCAUUGCUCUUGGUACUGGUGGUAUCAAGCCUUGUGUGGCUGCCUUCGGUGGAGAUCAAUUUGGAGAUCAUCAGGACAAGCAAAGAAGAACGUUUUUUUCAGUUUUCUAUCUCUGCAUCAACGGUGGAAGUCUUUUGUCAACCAUCAUAACUCCCAUCCUCAGAGCUCAGGAUUGUGGGAUUCACAGUAAGAGCAAGUGCUACUCUCUUGCUUUCGGAGUGCCUGCAGCCCUGAUGGCGGUUUCUCUCGUGGUGUUUAUCAUGGGGAGUGGCAUGUACUACAAAACUAAACCAGAGGGGAAUAUCAUGCUCAAGGUGUCUAAAUGCAUAGGGUUUGCAAUUAAAAACCGGUUCAGACACAGAAGCAAACAAUAUCCAAAGAAGGAGCACUGGAUGGACUGGGCAGAGGAAAAAUAUGACAAACUCCUCAUUGCUCAAAUCAAAAUAGCACUGAGGGUUCUCCUCUUGUACAUCCCGCUGCCCAUGUUCUGGACCCUUUUUGAUCAAAAGGGCUCCAGGUGGACACUACAAGCCACCACAAUGGAUGGGAAUUUUGGGUCAAUCGUCAUACAGCCCGAUCAGAUGCAGACAAUCAACCCCAUCCUGAUUCUGACUCUGGUUCCCAUUAUGGACAGCCUGGUAUUCCCUCUGAUUAAAAAGUGUGGUCUGAACUUUACACCUCUGAAAAAAAUGACUGUUGGGAUGAUUCUAGGAGCUCUUGCUUUCGUCUGUGCAGCUGUGAUCCAGCUUCAAAUCGACAAAACCUUGCCUGUCUUCCCAUCGGCGUCCCAGAGUCAGUUGAAGUUUCUUAACAUGGGUAAUACUCCGAUUACUGUUGAGUUUCCAGAAAAUCAGCUAAAUCUUGCAGGAGCUCUGGCCAGUGAAGAAUACUUCAAAUUUGAAAGUGAUCAAAUUACGGUUUUAAUUGCCAAUCCUCCAGUAUCAAAAAUUGUUCCCCUAACCAAAGGGCAGCGACAAACACUUCUCAUUCCCUCUGCAAUCAAUGAUGAAUGGCUACUGGCUUCUGAUCUGAUUUACAAGCCACAAGAAGGAAACAAUGAAAUCAGAUUCAUAAAUGGAAUGAGUACACCAGUGGAAGUCUCGUCAGCUGCAGACCAUUAUGGUCAAAUUGAACCGUUGCAAUAUUCAAACUACUCCGAGAUAAAAAGUGGAAGGGCCACAUUCACCUUGCAGAACGGGUCACAGUCAUGUGAAUACAGCAAGGAUUUUGGAUUUGGAGGCUCAUACACUUUCUUCAUCCCCAGCACAUUAACAUUUGGAUCAAACUGUCAAGAAUCUAUAACUGAGUCAGUGGACAUUAAACCGAACUCGGUGCACAUGGCCCUUCAGAUCCCACAGUACUUCCUCAUCACCGCUGGUGAAGUCAUGUUUUCUGUUACUGGCCUGGAGUUCUCCUAUUCACAGGCACCCAGUAACAUGAAGUCAGUGCUGCAGGCGGGCUGGUUGUUGACCAAUGCCGUUGGAAACUUUAUCGUCCUCAUUGUGGCAGAGAUUGCAAAACUUCCCAAACAGUGGACAGAGUAUAUCCUCUUUGCCUCUCUGCUGCUGGUGGUGUCCAUCAUCUUCUCCAUUAUGGCGAGUUUUUACACUUACAUCGACCCCACAGCGAUCGAGGCCGAGUUCAAGAAGAAAAGUCGCGAUGAUGAAGAUGAUGAAGAUGAUGAAGAUGAUAAGAAAAAGGAGCCGCAGAAAUCAAAAGAGAUGGAGAAGAGAGAUUCAGUUAGCAGUGACGAUGAAGGCAAGAAAUAUGUUCAAACCAGCAUGUGAACUAUAGCUAUGAGGAAAUGAAUCUAUGGUGUUGACACAAAAGUAAGAAUUUACAGUAGGUGUUAAUUUGAGUUAUGUUUAUACUGUUCUUUUAUACUGUAAUGCACAAAGGAUGCUAUAAGCUAACAAAGUCAGGCAUGUAAAAAUGUAUUGUGCAAAAAAAACAACAAAUUAAUUGAUCUGUCAAUUUGCUAAAUAUCUGAGGGCAACAGACUGUGUCUUUUAAGUCCAAGUUAAAUCAACAUGAUUACAAAAUAUUGCUUCUUCCUUGUUUUUGUUUUUUUUCUUUUUUUGCUUCUUUUAUUGAAAAGAUGUACCCAAAGUGUUGGAAUCAUGAUACCGCUUUACUUAAAAGUAUCAUGUUUUGCAAUCUCUUAAUACGAGAUAAUGGUUCUUCCUUUUGCUAGUAUAAGAAGUUGGUUUUGAAACAAAGUCAGUCUCCUUUCUUUUAUUUAAGUUCAUUUGGAGUGACUGAGAUUCACUUAAGGAUGACAGAAAAAAGAGAUUCUCCAAUAUCUGGGACACUUGCACAGUGAAACACAGUUCUAGAGAGUGUUUCUUUCCUCUCUUGUUUUGUAUUUUAUUUCAUUAAAAUGUGUUUACAAAAUUUGUAAGAAAUAAGAUUAUAGCUGUGGCACUCAGGAUUUAUUGAUAAUGCUGCAUUUCCUGGCUUUUUUAGUUGAGUUUUUUUAAAAAUGUUUUUCUUUGGUUUGUAUUUUUAA